AUGGACGUUUCUUAUUUUCAGUACGAUGAGAAGCAAGAGAAUUAUACGGAUCAAGAAGGCAGUCUAAUAGAGUAUUGUCGGAUCGAUCAUCGUGAAAGCGCAAAAAAUCAACCGAAUAUUUGUAUGCCAUCCAUCGUUAAAUGUGCGCUCGAUCGUAGCACUUUUACAUCUGCGGACAAUUUUACAAGGACGGUUAGUGUUUAUUGA
Anisakis simplex (herring worm) is the source of this 207-nucleotide messenger RNA. The record is from the annotation of a GenBank genome assembly. NCBI's taxonomy places the organism in Eukaryota, Metazoa, Nematoda, Chromadorea, Rhabditida, Anisakidae.